This is a messenger RNA of Aspergillus puulaauensis, 3267 nucleotides long. RefSeq lists its product as uncharacterized. Gene Ontology annotation, molecular function: metal ion binding. NCBI's taxonomy places the organism in Eukaryota, Fungi, Ascomycota, Eurotiomycetes, Eurotiales, Aspergillaceae. The coding region runs from base 1 to 3267 and encodes 1088 amino acids. The record is from RefSeq and is a predicted model, not a curated record. The transcript is spliced from 10 exons.
AUGGACCCAGUAAACUCGGCCUCGCUGCCGCCCGAAUACUGGGGUCUGGAUCCGUAUGCAAACCAGGACUCUUCACAUCACCAUUCACACCCUCCUCAGCAGCAGCCGACUCCACAACCACCACAACAGCAGCCCUUGGGAAUCAGCUGGGACCAUCCUGUGUUGCAUUCACAGCCACCCCAACGUGACCAGGGCCAUGGCUUAUAUCAACCACCAACACCCCAGUCAUGGCAGCAAAACCCGCUGCAUCACCAACCUCCUAUGGCUUCCCCGACACCGCAGGAACUGGGGAUACCGGCGCAGUAUCAGCAGCUGCCGCCGUAUGCGCAGGGACAGGUGGCAUUUGACUCGAGACCUUCAGCGUCCGAUAAUUCGCACUACCAGUCAUACUCAUUUAAUCCCAACUUCUACGCCCCUCAACAUAUUGCGAUUCCGGACGCCUUCUCACAGUCACAUUCGCCGCAGCCCCCUCAACAGCAGUCGCAACCUGCCUCCUACCCACCACUGCACCAGAACUCUCUUCCGCAAUAUGCCAUCUCUCCCGGAUUUCCUGAUGACCCUACGCACCCCUCCAUAAACUUUCCCAAUGAAUUCCCGCAGCAGCCACAGGGUAUUCCGGAGCAGACAAUUAACCCGCAGUUCAUCAACCCUCCGCAACCGGUGACCCAGAACUCCUCUCUAAACAAUCAAUUUGUCUAUGUCAAUCCUGCAGAGGAUCCAAAAAUGUAUAGGUAUUUCUCGGAUAAUGUACCCAUGCAGUCGGUUAUGAGCCAGUCUAGAAUGAACAGCGGUCUUGUUCCUGGCCAAGCUCCGAGGGCUGCGGUCGCUCCUAGUAAUGGCCUUAAAGCUUCACCAGCAAACACUCCUUUGGCAGCUAAGCCUGCGCCACUACGAGCAAAACCACCUGCUACUAAAAAACAGUCUCAACCUAAAAAGACAGCUAUUAAAAAGGCAGACGGGAAAGGCUCGGUUUCUUCGGGCUCAGAUAGUUACGAGUCCGAUGACUCUCUUGAGAUACAAGAGCCAGAAGAGCCUUCUCCUCUGCCGCCUGCUCGUCCUAAUGAGCCUGAAGCUGCUGCACAAUAUGAUGCGCUCCGCGCUGUGUGGUCUCCGCGUAAUAGACGGCCUAAGGUCGACAAAGUUAAGAACGCAUUAGUUGCAUUCAAAGAUGUCGUUAAAAGCCUAAGGGAUACGUGGAAAGAAAGCGCCCAAGCUUUGAAAACGGCAGAAAAUAAGGGUGAAUCGAGCAAUACAACUGAGCUUAGAAAGCAGGUUGCCCUGCAACGACGCCUCAUGGAUGUCGUCGUCAGUACUACUCUUGCCAAAGGUCACCCUAUCAUCAUUGAAAAGCUGGGUGAACAUCCCAUGGCUGUAGCAGCAUUAUACUCUUUCCUCUUGGAUCGGCACCAAGCCUCCGAUAUUGACGGAACUUUGACUCUGAAUAUCCUGAAGUUGCUCGCCCGAUUCAUCACUGUUGAUGAAGAUGUCCUCCAAAAAACGAAUGUGGCGAAAUUGCUCCCAAGAUUUGUGAAGAAGGGCACUCCGGAAGUGAAAACUCUCUCACAAACCAUACUUGACAACGCCACCGCAAGGACCAAGCGGAAGCAGGAGAAAGGGAAAUCAGGUUCAAAAGAAGGUUUCCCGACCAAAAACCCUGAUGGCGCAGCUGUAGAUGCUGCAAAGAAAGUAGUAGUUACGUCAAAUACCAAGCCGGGCUCCAAGCCCAGCGGGCCCUCCACUAAUGGCGCCGCUAAGCGCACUCAGGAGGCUGGACAAGAGAACAAGGCUCCUGGAGGCGCGGCCUCUAUUGCUGCACGCCCGAAGGCGAACAUUGUUGCACCAAAACCUACAAACAUUUUUGGAACUUUAACUUCAGCCUCCAAGAAACCCGGUACAUCGAAUGCGGAGAGAGCCGCCGCCGCUAAGACCAGCACCCCUACUGAAAAGAAAGAUGCCCCCCGACCAGCGUUUUCUUUCGGUGAUAUCAUGGCAGACCUUAACAAGCAGAAAGAACCUGCUCCGCAGGAGACUCCUGAAAGUAAAACGCCCGAGACGGAAGAGGAACGGGAGAAGAGACUCCGCAAGGAGACACGAAGAAAAUUGCGCGUUACCUGGAAACCUGAUGACUCUCUUACUGAUAUUCGCUACUUCACCCACGAUCCGGAUGAGGAGCUUGGGCCGGGUGACCGUUCCCGACAAGUGGGCGAUGUGAAGGGUGAAGGAAGCGUCCUCAAACUUCACAAGAAUUUGGAUGAACUUGAAGAGGAUGACGAUAGCAGUGCUCGAGAGGAACAGCUCUUUGAAUAUUAUGUUCCCUCUGAAAUUGACGAUGGCGACAUCUCCGCUGAGGACCGUGCGAGGAACCAUAUCAAACGUGGUGGCACCCAGCAACCUACGAGUCCCGAAGCGAAGGCCCAGGAGCAUCGGGAAGCCACGACGCUUAUGGUCUUCUACACUUCACCUGCGGACGUGCCUCCGUCUGCUAAGGAGCCCCCACCACCGGAUAACGACGAAGAGGUGCCUGAGGUCGUCUCAUUUGGAGAGCUGCCAGAUCAAGUCAAGGCUCGACAAGAACGGUAUUAUUCGAUGACCAAGCCUCAGCCGACACCCCAGAGCCAGCCGAGCGCGCAGAACAAUCAGUUCGUCUUUAACCUGCUCAAAUCCAUCCAAAAUCCUAGCCAGCCGCAACAGUCAACUCCCCCACCUCAAGCUCCCGCACCGGCGCAAACCCCUGCGUUCAACCUGGAGCAAACGAUCAGCAUGCUUCGGCAACAACAACCCCAGCCGCAGCCACAGGUGCCUCAAGUCCCACAAAUGCCUCAGCCACCUGCAAUUGAUCAACGACUUCUGGCUAUGCUUUACGGCGGACAACAACCGCCGCAGCAACAGUCACAACCACAACCACCGCCGCAACCUCAGCCUCAACCUCAACCUCAAGCCCAGCCUCAGCAGCCGGCCAUACCGCCGUAUCUUGCUGCCAUCAUAUCCCAGUUUAGCAAUCAAAAUCAAAACCAGCAAACGGGUAGCAGCACCCCACCUCAAGCCGCGGCUCCAGAUCAGUCCCAAUCAUCGGGGCACUACGAGGACCCAGAGCGUAAACGUAUGCGCGAAAAUGGUAGCUCUGAUGGUGACGAUAGGUACAAGCGGAACCGAAUGAACCCACCCAAUAAGAAACAUCCCAAGGUCGGAUUAGUUGCAUGCCGAUACUGGGCUGAAGGAAGGUGUCUCAAGGGCGAUGACUGUACAUUUCGCCACGACCCUCUUUAA